Messenger RNA from Colletotrichum orchidophilum, 909 nucleotides. RefSeq lists its product as uncharacterized. The transcript has a single exon. The coding region runs from base 1 to 909 and encodes 302 amino acids. Lineage: Eukaryota; Fungi; Ascomycota; Sordariomycetes; Glomerellales; Glomerellaceae. The record is from RefSeq and is a predicted model, not a curated record.
AUGGACUUCCUCGACGAGCUCGAGUCUAUGGCUCAAUUCGCUGUCUCGCAACCAGGAAAUGUUGAGCCUGACUGCGACGACAUCAAGAGGUGGCAGUCUCUCUUCGGUUCAUACUCUGAUGCCGCAAAGAAGAUUCAGGAUCAACGAUCCGACCUCGCACGCGUGCAAGUGUCCGAAGUCCACUGGGAAAUGGUACGCGCGGAAAAACAGGCUCAAGGCUACGACAAGGAGUCGUACGAAUAUUCUUGCAGCCUCCCUCAGCGCAUCUCGCAUGCCGUCGACAAGAAGACCAAGAAGAAGCAGAAGCUCACCACCUACCUCCUCAAGCUGGAAGGUCUCUUCUCCACCCCCGAGGACGUCAAGAUUGCCUGCGGCUCGUCCAUGCUAUUGCCCAAGUUCAGCGGCACCGAUGACGAGGGCACCGCAGCCUCUUUCUGCAAGGUCGAUGAGCCGACCAAGAAGAUCCUCCUCAAUCAUCUUUCCGCUAUUGAGUCUACCUUCCAGCCCACGUUCAUUCGCUACUCAAAGGCGGAAAAGAAUCUCUCUGCCACUUCCGCACAUCCCACUCUGGGAUUCGAGGCCACCUUGCCUCAUAACCGUCCAACGAGCUCCUCGGAUCAACGACUCCUCCCGACCCAAGACCAGUACCCAGUUUGGUACUUCUUCUACGGCACCUUGGCAGAUCCGGGCGUCCUGAACAACCUUCUCGGCAUUGAGAAGCCAGUCUACCGCGCUGCAAAGAUUCGCGGUGGCAGGCUGACUACCUGGGGUGGGAAGUACAAGGCCUUGGUCGAUGCGUCAGCCUACGAGGUAGGUUGUGUGGUGGAGGGACACGCCUUUCUCGUUACGAGCAAAGACCAGGAAGAUGCACUUCAGUGCUACGAGACUGACAACUACGAGGUGGUCUGA